AUGAACACGGAAAGAGAGCACGCAGCCUUCAUCUACGCCUUCACCGCAGUAACCCUGGACCUAACGCGCUCUUCUCAAUUCACCACCAAAUCCAGCCCCCAACCAGCCUCAACACAAAUUACCGACCUAAUGCGCCAGUCCGUGGAAACCCAACAACCACUAGUAAUAGGCUUCCGACCCUCAAUAUUGCGCGCUACAACAAGCAUCUUCAUCCAGAUGUGCGCCAUGAGCCUGGGUCACUACGACCUAGGCUUUUUCCACCUCCGCGAAGCGAUCAGCAUGAUCCAGAUGCUUCGCAUCAGCGACAAAUCUGUCAAUGCAGGUCUCAGUACGGCCGAGCGAGCCCGCCGCCAACGGCUGUACUGGCAAUGCUUCAUCCACGAGCGAUUCAUGUCGAUCGUGAAUUUCUCUCCAGUGACGCUACCCCCGCACACGCAGUACCCAGAAGAAGACGCGUUCUUGGGUGCGGAAAUCCAACAGGGCUGGAUGCAGGUUAUCAAGACGUUUUGCAUGCUUGAUGCGUCGUUUAUCAGUUUAUGGAUUGGGGACCGCACGCAGGUGACUGCGUCGUGGGUUGAACGGAAACACCGCGAGCUGGAUGAUGAAUUGUGGGAGGUUGAGGUCUCUGCACUGUCGGAGCUGCAGCAGGCAGAUUUGGUUAUUACGCGACAGUGGAUGCGGACUUUGUUGUGGCAGAUGGCCAUGUCAAAUUGUUUGCUUAGUUCGCAUGCGUCGUGUCCGUCGUUGGAGCUGGAGAUGCCAUUGAGGUUGUCAAGUCAGCUUAGGCAGUUUUUGACGAAGAUCUCGCAGAAUACGAUUCGGGUGCAUGGAUCUUCAAUGAUUAGCAAGUUAUUGGAGAUUGUUAAUACUAUUGCUGAUGUGGUUAUUCAUGUGCCGCAGGCGACUGAGGAGGAUACGACGAGUCGCAUUGAUGAUAUUGUUUUUAUGCAGGGGGUUGUGCUCUCUUUUCAUAAUCUGCAGGUUAUGCCGAAGGAUAUUCUGUUGGAUAAGUUUCGAUUGAUUAGGGGGAGGUUUCCGCAUAUCGAGGUGGCUAUGCAACUGGCUGUUUAG
Molecule: messenger RNA, 1071 nt
Organism: Penicillium expansum
Lineage: Eukaryota; Fungi; Ascomycota; Eurotiomycetes; Eurotiales; Aspergillaceae
Product: fungal specific transcription factor domain-containing protein
Exons: 1
Coding region: 1-1071 (356 amino acids)
Biological process (GO): DNA-templated transcription
Molecular function (GO): DNA binding; zinc ion binding
Source: RefSeq, a predicted model, not a curated record